GAUAUAUUGGAUAGUCUUCGAGAGUUGAAUUGUUUACCGUGUGGGAUGGUUGUUUAUCUGGCGAUCGGUUAUGACUGGGCAAAUGAACGUGAGAUGUUGAUUCGUUUCGAGAAUAUUUAUCGACAUAUCAUUUCUACUCUCAAGAAGAUGCUGUUGGCUGGAUAUAAACCAGUCGAUGAACUACAACAACAGUCAAAAAGCUCACAGGGAUGGUACGAUGUGCCAGUUGAGAUGAGACCAAAGCGGAGUUGUAAGAAGCGUGCGUUGCAGCGAUGUGAUUCUCGGUUGUGGAUGCCACCACCCAGAAUCGUUCUCAUCACAAUACCGAAUGAUGUUGGUUUUGAUCAGUUUGUUGAACGUAUUCAUAAUAGUUUAGGAAAUAAGUCAGCAAUUCUUAGUUGA
Molecule: messenger RNA, 402 nt
Organism: Anisakis simplex (herring worm)
Lineage: Eukaryota; Metazoa; Nematoda; Chromadorea; Rhabditida; Anisakidae
Source: the annotation of a GenBank genome assembly